AUGGCUGAAGCGGAAGAGGACCGCCAUCGGUUGGUCGACAGCAUUGACGAUCUUGAGCGCGAAAAGCAACAAGUUCAAGCAGAAAAUGCGCGUAUCAUUGAAGAGAAUCGCAGUUUAUUGGAGCAACUUGACAGUUUGAAUCAAGCGGUCGCCGAGUCUGACAACCAAAUUAAGUCCCUAACCAUUGCGUUGGAGCAGACGGAGUCGGAGUUGCGACGAUUGACGGUGGCUGCAUCGCGUGCCGCAGAGCUUGAGGCGCAACUAGUUCUUAUGGAGGCCGAGCAGUCUAAGCUCCAGGAGAGCCUUGCAUCAGUUCGCGAAGACGAGAAAUCGGCCGUUCAACGGUGGAGACAAGCAGAAAUCACCUUGCGAGGCCUUCAUGAUCAAGUCGACCGCAUUGAGAAAGAAGCACGCGAGGAGAGGGAUCGACAUACAGACCUCGUUCAACGCAUGGAGCGCAAGAGAGCUGUGGAGCGCGAGCUGGACAAUGCAGCAGGGCGUCUCAAGGGUGCCGCUGCCGCCUCUGAACUCAACCGCAACGCAGGUGGUACGAACGUGGUCUCUCGCUUCGUCAAGGACAUAUUGCAAGACAACGCCAAUCUGCAAGUCGGGAUCAUGGAGCUACGCGACAUGCUUCAGAGCUCGAAUGAAGAAGUUCAAAAUCUACGAGAACAGGUCAUAUCUCAUCAGCCGCUCGCCGGCGUGGAUAAGGAGGACAAUGUACAGCCAAGAUCUUCCGCCACGUUGAGUGAGGAGCUACGAGCGAAGGAAGAACAACGCGUGUCUCAGGAAUUACACAUCCAUCAUCAUUUCCACACACCAAAUCCAGCUCCAACUGCAAAGAAAGAGAAAGGCACGCUCAACCGUCGCAUGAAAAAGCGCCGCCCUGCUUUGGGGAGCCCAGUAGCAAUGUACUCUGUGAUGCGGUCCCGGUCCCCCCGAAGAGCCCUUCAUCGCUCCCAGUCAUCUGGAUCCUCGAUGUCAACCAUUAUUUCGCAGCCCUCUGUAUCCAUCCCACCCCGUUCAUCAUCCCGCUGCUGGUCCUCACAGUCACAUGCUCCGGACUCGGUAGCAAGCUCUCCUCAGUCCGCGUUCCGGACGUCAUCGAUUUUUGAUCGUGUUGAACGUGGCACUGAUUUCUCUCAGCCUACCAGCCCGGAAAGCACCGUCUUCUCUUCGCCUUGGAUGCAGGCACGGAACCUGAAGGGUCUUGACACACCACACCGGUCAAUGGGUGGAUUUGAAACCCACAAUCCACCUGACGACCUGUCCGCAUUUGAGGAUGGUUGCUACAGCCGCCAAAACUUCUCGAACCCGGGUGAUAAUGCCACCAGAGAACCAGAUAUUCCAGAGGAAUCCGAACCAUCUACAUCGGCGGCAUACUUCUCGCCUAUGGGUGAGCCACUAACGCCCACCGACGACCUUUUUUCUACGCAAGUACAGCCUUCAUCUUUACGCAGAUCUUCUUCUCAUGAUAGCUUGCUCUCUGUCUCCAUUGCUGGAAUGGACAUCCAUACACUUACCAGUCGCCACAAGCGAAUGGGCGACUGGCAUCCCGGCAUGCGGAUUCCUCGGCGCAUCUUAUCACCCAGUGUCAAACGACUAUCAACACCUCCGGUAAUCUCAGCCCCGGCUAUCACAGCCCAUCGUGCAAAGAGCUCAGAGUAUACAUCCCAGUCAUUGCUUGCUUCCAUGGCUGCAGGAAAUCAAACCAAGUCCGACACGGUAUCUAUUCUAUCUACAGACAGCUCCAGCAUCGACUCAACCUCAACCUCAACCGUUGGGCCUCGCAGGGCUACUUCGUUGGGUCGCCGUAUGGGAGGCUGGGUGCUAAGCCGCUGGCGCGAGGCCCCGAUCCCAUCCGACAAUGACACUCAAGAUCCGACGGACUCGGCAAAGAUGUUUAAGGCAUUGUCACCUUCUCCAUCUACAUCUACGCCCAAACCCGUUGACCUGCUAGCUCCCCGCUUCAGAUACCCAGGUGUGAACCAGAAGGGUCCGAUAAUGGGCUUGCGGCCUCCGCCUCCUGCUCCGAUCUCAAUUCAUGCCGAAAGCAUAGACGAAGACUUGUUGCGAGAGAGUCUAGCUGAUGAUAAUCGCUAA
This is a messenger RNA of Penicillium digitatum Pd1, 2103 nucleotides long. RefSeq lists its product as uncharacterized. Lineage: Eukaryota; Fungi; Ascomycota; Eurotiomycetes; Eurotiales; Aspergillaceae. The record is from RefSeq and is a predicted model, not a curated record.